This is a messenger RNA of Saccostrea cuccullata (small rock oyster), 442 nucleotides long. RefSeq lists its product as uncharacterized. Lineage: Eukaryota; Metazoa; Mollusca; Bivalvia; Ostreida; Ostreidae. The record is from RefSeq and is a predicted model, not a curated record. The coding region runs from base 41 to 427 and encodes 128 amino acids. The transcript is spliced from 2 exons.
UCUUCACUGCAUUACAGCAGACGAAAAAACAUAUAAACUCAUGGAAGUUUACUGUAAACGAUUUCUUCAAAAUAUUAAAGUUACCUGGUACAAUUUGACAGACGAGAGAAUCAAAGAAUUUAAUCGUGGAUGUUUAAUAUUGAAAUCUAAAGAAGAACGAUUUGGUGACACUCUAACCAGUACAAUAGAAACAUGUCAAUUUAUCUCAGACGAUAAAUCACUUUUGCUUGUUGUGAUCAAUACAUCAGGAGGAACACUUUACUUACCAGACGUUGAUAUAAGUUUCAUAAAAUCUAAAACGCAAAUACUAUGUAAGAAUGGAAACUUUGGAAAUCAUGCCACAAAUAAAGCUGCUAUGUAUGACAUUAAACGAUUUCUUCAGGGAAGUGAACAGGACGUUUCCCCCGUUUCAAUCUCAAGACCAUGACUAUAAAGUAUUGUU